UUUGAGAAUUAUUCUCAGAUGGGUGCACGAACUUUUUUGUCAUCACUUUUUCGCAAGAAGACCUUUGAUGCAUCUUCUGCCCUUGAGUCAAAACUGAACCGAUGCAUGAGUGUCCUCGAUGUGAUGUUUUUGGCCAUAGGACAGAUGAUCGGUGCUGGAAUUUAUGUGCUAGCUGGUACCGUCGUACAUUCACAAACCGGACCUUCAAUCAUCAUCUCAUAUAUAUGUGCCGGAUUUGCAGCUCUGAUGUCCGCGUUCAGCUAUGCUGAAUUCGGAGCGAGGUAUCCUCGAGCUGGUAGCGCUUAUUCUUAUGCAUAUGUUGGCGUGGGCGAAAUCUGGGCGUUCGUCAUCGGUUGGACAGUUAUACUGGAGUAUAUGAUUGGGAAUGCAGCUGUGGCACGAUCAUGGUCCGGAUACCUGGACAACCUGGUCCAUCAUUCUAUCAGCAACUUCACGCUUAGCACUAUCGGCACACUGAGCUCGGGAGAUGGUUUCUUCAGUCGAUACCCAGACGUUGUCUCAUUUUUGCUGAUCAUAGCAGUUGCGGUUGUUGUUGGAGCCGGUUCGAAAUCAUCUGCAACUGUCAAUACUAUAUUCGUAUUCGUGAACCUUCUCAUAAUUGUGUUCAUUACGAUCUACGGAUUUACUUACGCAAACUUUUCUCACUGGGUCGGGAACGAUGAGCAAGGAAGAUCUAAAUUUUUUCCAUUCGAGAUUUCGGGUACUUUAUCUGGAGCUGCUACAUGCUUUUUUUCUUUUAUUGGUUUUGAAGCUCUUGCAACGGCAGGAGAGGAAGCAAAAAAUCCAAGAAGAACAAUUCCAAUCGCUACUUUCGGCUCCCUUUCAAUAAUUACAUUUAUAUACGUGGUCAUGUCAUCUUCUCUGACACUAAUGAUACCUUGGGAUCAAGUGGACCCUGCUGCUCCCUUCGCAGCUGCCUUUGAGCAGAAGGGUGCAAUUGUUGCAAAGUACAUCAUCACUGUUGGUGCACUGGCUGCCAUGUUGAAUAAUUUGACUACGGGUGCAUUUGCCCUGCCGCGAUGUGUAUAUGCGGUGGCGGACGACGGACUCAUAUUUUCAUGCCUGGCCACUGUGAACAAAGCCACACAAGUACCGCUAAAUGCGAUCAUUGUCUUCACGAUUUUGAACGCAAUAUUAGCCUUAGUGUUUGACCUGGAGGCUUUGGUUGAGUUUCUUUCCAUAGGAACAUUACUCGCCUAUUCGGUAGUAUCGGCAAGCGUGCUACUUUUGAGAUACCAACCUGCUCCUAUCGGUAAUGAUCCGGACAAACUCGAUGCAGGUGGUACUUUCAAACACUGGGUGCCCAUGCGUUACUACCUGGAAAGCAUUCCGACCGGUAGAACUAUAUCUAUUGCUGUAUCAACGCUUGUGUUUAGCUAUUUUUGGCUAGCUUUCUCUUUCCGAUUGGGACUCUAUUCUACGGCGGGGGGCUACAUCUCCAUUGGUUUCAGCAUACUUCUCAUAAUUGUUACUCUCAUAUUCAUCCAUGGGCACAAGCAGAACUCACUGGACUUAUCAUUUAGGGUCCCUUUUGUGCCAAUAAUCCCGGCUCUCGGCCUGCUUGUCAACUGCUUCAUGAUGGCUUACCUUGCAUACCUGACCUGGGUUCGCUUCUUCAUUUGGAUGGGGAUAGGUCUUGUCAUUUACUUCUUUUACGGCAUGCGAAACAGCAAGGAAGGCCAAAGAAAAAGGAAUAUAACCGACACUAUGGUUUCCGCAAUCGACACACGUAGUCCGGAGAAGAGCUAACCACUGGGCAACUUGGGGAUACGCCAUAUAUAUAAUGAGAUAGCAAUAUUCUCACAAAUCAAGUCGGGGUUAGAUAACCUCAAAACGCUUUAUGUGCUUCGAUUCGAUAUCGUAUGAAAUUCAUUGAUCUCGUUUGGG
Cylicocyclus nassatus is the source of this 1908-nucleotide messenger RNA. The record is from the annotation of a GenBank genome assembly. NCBI's taxonomy places the organism in Eukaryota, Metazoa, Nematoda, Chromadorea, Rhabditida, Strongylidae.